Symbiodinium sp. CCMP2592 is the source of this 2670-nucleotide messenger RNA. NCBI's taxonomy places the organism in Eukaryota, Dinophyceae, Suessiales, Symbiodiniaceae. The record is from the annotation of a GenBank genome assembly.
AUGGUGAUCACCAUGAUGGAGAAGAUGUCUGAGAAGAUCGAGUCUGAGGCAGAGAAGGAGUCGGAUCUCUACGAGAAGUUCGAUUGCUACUGCAAGAAUACCGUCAAGGAGCUGGAGGAGAACAUCAUGCAGGCGGAAAGCAAUCCCAUCUCGCCUGCUGACAUCGAAAAGAAGGAGUCAGAGAUUGUCGCCCUUCAGCAGGAGGUGACGAAGUUGAAGGAUGAUCGAAUCGCGGAGGAGGAGUCGCUGAAAGCAGCCACCGCCCAGCGCGGAAAGGAACACGACCACUACGUGGAGGAAGUGUAUGAGGAGACGGAGGUGGUGCACAGCGUCGAUACCGCCACCCAGGUGGGGAAGGCACUCAGCUAUUUGCUCCGCCAUGGAGCGCCUGGCCGGUGGAUGGAGGAUGGUGACGUCCAGAUCGUGCAUGGAGACCGGAAGGCCAAUAAGUUCCGCUACAGUUUGCUCUGGGACCUAGGAGUUCUACUGGGGCGCCUUUUGCUGCUGGUGGCCGGCGGAGCCUUCAUCAGCUCUACAGACCUGUGCCUGGAGCAGUUGAACUCGAGCUUCAUAACGCAGUACGGCGAACUUAGCGCGUGGUAUGUCGUCGCAAAUAUCUACUCGACCGUCUUCGGCUUCUACACGGAAGUGCUGGUGCCGUGGCAGUUGGACAAGCGCGUGCCCAGGGCAGCCUUUUGGAUUCUCGGGUCCUGGGUCAUGCUGUGGGACAACGGUUGCCGCCUUGCCUGGCUGUUCCUCGAGCGAGCUGCCCGUGCUGCAGGGGAGGCUCCGAGCCGGACAGCGAUGAUCACCUGGGCCAUGGGGAAUGAUGUCAACAGCCUUCUCCUCGUCCCCCUCGCAUGUUCCUACUUCGCUUCUACGCGCCCGUCAGAGGAGUAUCUGCCUAACUUCGACUCCAUGGGGUCCGAGGAAUCGCGAGGCUCUACUGAGGGCUGGAGCUCUCCGAGAGGUUUCUCCCCGAUGGUCAUUUCAUGCGGAUUUCUUGGACUCGCCAUGCAGACGGAGGGCUUUGAAACAGGGAUUUGCACCUUCCAGGGGACUUCUACGAGCGUGAAAGAGACCUUGGAGAAGGAGGCGGGCUACGGCGAGGUCUUCCUGGCAAGGCAGAAGAUCUGCGCGGGCUCUGCAUCCGAACGUUCCGGGCGUCUUGCUGCAGUAAAGCGUGUGCGGAAGCCCAACGUGGAGGCAGGUUUGGACGAGGAGGGCGCCGACUCCGAGGCAGCUUUGUCGGAGUUUCGGACGGAGGUUGAGCUUAUGAAGUCCCUCGACCAUCCGUCCAUCUGCCGGCUUCUACAGGUCUACGAGGACCCCAAGAACUUGUACCUCGUCAUGGAGCACAUUCAGGGGGGAGAGCUGUUCAACUAUGUGGUGGAGCGGGGUCAACUCCACGAGCACGAGGCCGCUCGGGUGAUGCGUCAGAUUGCAUCUGCACUAGAAUAUUGCCACGAGCAGGGCGUCGUUCACCGCGACAUCAAGCCGGAGAAUAUCCUGGUGGUCGCGGAGGAAGAUGAUGAGUUCACCGUGAAGCUCAUUGACUUCGGAUUCGGCAGCCGGAUCCUGGAAGGCGUGAAGCUACGAGCAAAGGUUGGCACCUUCGUGUACAGUGCUCCCGAAAUUCUCAGAGGUGACCUUUGUGACGAGAAGCUCGAUCUCUGGGCUCUGGGCUGCGUUCUUUUCGUGCUCUUGUCGGGCGACUUCCCGUUUUACGGUAACGAUACGCAGGGCCAGAUCCUCUCGGGUAAGUUCGAGCUCGAUCAGAAGUGGUCGGGGGUGUCGUCGGAGGCAAAGGACCUCAUCACGCAGCUUUUGUGUGUGGACGCUGCGAAGCGCUUGUCGGCCAGCCAAAUCUUGCAGCAUCCAUGGCUUCAGAAGGCCGCUCCGCAUCUGAAAAUGGAAGCGGCGGCCCUGCAGCAGAUCGGAGGCCUCGAGACGUUCCACAACCAGAACGUUUUCCGUCACUUGGCGGCUGGCGUCCUCGCGAAGCAGAUGGACGAAGGGGACCUUCACGAGCUCCACAAGGCUUUUUGCGCCAUGGACAAGGACGAGAACGGCGUCGUCACCUUCGCGGAGUUCAAGGAGGUACUGAAGGAGUUCAAUUUGAACAGCUCGAGCCAUCCGGAGCUCCAGCUGGGUGCCGGGAAGAUCAGCGAGAUCUUCCACAGUGUGGACUUAGAUGGCCGUGGAGUGAUUGAUUACACUGAGUUUGUGGCAGCUUGCUUGGAUCACAAGGUGGAGCAAGAAGAGGGCAUCUGUUGGGCCGCUUUUCAGGUCUUUGACAAGGAUUGCAGCGGCACUGUGACGUACGAAGAGCUCCAGCAAGUCUUGAACAGCGCGAGCAUGGAGGGGACCUUCUCGCCAGAGCUGCGGAAGCAGCUUUGGCAAGAGCUCACGGGCGGCGACGACGACAACCAGUCGGCGGAUGUGGACUUCGACCACUUCUUGGCCGCCCUUCGUGGUGUGCGCGCACAAGACAUCAAGGAGCUGUCAAAACCGGCAGCGGCAGCAGCAGCUCCUGCGGCUCCCUCUUUGAAUGCGCUGCCCAUUGCCAGGCGGCAGCACGGCGCCGUGGCCUCCAUGGGUUUGCCGAUCAAAACCAGGGGAGCGAAAAUGGCUCCAUCCCUGGGCCUCCCAAUCAAGGCGCGUGGGUAG